CGCCACAGUUAAGUAGGCUUUAUUCCUAGGAGGCAAGGUUGGUUCAACAUACACAAAUCAAUACAUGUGACUCAUCACCUAAACACAUGAUUAUUAAAAGGUAAAGUUAGAAUCAAAAUUUUCUGAAUCCUUGAAUUUUUCUCACUUCACUGUUUUAUAUCACACAGCCCUGUGCAUUCUGAUGUGUGUGUUUGGCAGUAAUGAGGAUCAUUUUUGACAAACUGAAAGCGCUGCCUAGUCCUGCGGUGGCUUGUGACUUUGAGCCCUAAAUGACAGGCAUAAGGUUAAUGCUGGACAUGAGAACCAAAGUGCUGCAGUUCAUCUCUUCCCCACCACUGGCCAGCUGUGGGACCUAGUGAACCUCGCUGGGCUCAGCCUCCUCAUCUGUAAGAUGGGGUAGUAGGACCAACUUCACAGGGCUGUUUUGAAGAUUAAGUGUGCAUGUUUACAGCUUAGAACAGUGCCAGGUCCUGUUUAAACAUUUACCUGACAAGACAACAGCAAAUGCAAUAAGCAGCCUUUCAGGAGGUUUCAUAAGCCAUCUUUUCUACCUGGACAAAUCAAAGUAAAGAGGGGCUGCUUUUGUCAGUUAAAUUUCUUUUAUGGAGGUAAUUGACUUCAUAUGAAGUAGUUGUGAUAAUGAUGGUAAAAGGGUAGGUACCAAUAAUUAUUGAGCAUUUGCUUUGCGGAGACCUUGUGCUCAGCAUUUUACUGUCUUGUUCAAUCUACAGCACAAUCCUGUGAAUGGGUCUUGUCAUUAUUAUUCCUAUUCCGGUUGAAACUGGCCUGAGGUAGAAGGUGGUGCAGGCAGAAUUAGAGCCCAGGGCAGUUUACAACUGAGUGUAAUCCUGAACACAUCUGAUCAUUUUAUUCAGAAUCUGUAGGGUAGUGGUAGGUAGUUGUGACUGGGUGGAAGAUUCCAUUUUACUUCUCUUCCCUCUGAAAGAUUUCAUAUCAAAUUCUUUUGAGGAUGUCAUAUCUUUUAAUGAAGGACUUAUAAACUAAGCAUUACAUGUAUGGAUUGCAAAUGUUCAAAUCUACUGUGACUUGGAAAAUAAAACCUGUGUCAAAGGGUGAGUUUAAUUUGGCUUUUCCCAGCUAGCAUACGAGCUGUCUGUUGGUUGGAGAUUAAUAGCAAAUCUCUUUUGUAUCUGAAUAGCAAUUCAGUUGACUUAUAAAACCUUGACAGUGAGCACAUUUUGAUUGAUAUUGAUAGUGUAAGAAACAUGUGGCAGCAGAAAUAAUAAAACAAGCCAUGUGUUUCCUUCAUCUUAGGAAGAACUAAGCCUUUUCAUGAGGGAAGCUGGAGACGGAAUUUUAAUUGUUCUGUUAAUUCGUUCAUUUAGUCCAAUUUUCUUUGUCACAGGGGAAAUUAGUCAAGACCAUUUCGGUUCCAUCUCAAUUCACUUAAUUCAACUGUUUCUUGCAUAUUUUAUUUUUACAGUUUACAAAUUGAACCCCUUGAAAUGGCUAAUCAUUUCCCAGCUAUUGUGUCAGUCAACAGAGCUGCUGUGCUUAAUAGCAAAUAGAAGGAUGUAUAAUUUUUCAUUGCUUUUCUUUGAUUUCACCAAGAUAGCUAUCUGAUGGAAAGUCCAGUUGGUUUUGAAGCUUAAUUUUCUCAGUCUAGAACCAUAGCAUUCUGGAUAUUUUUCAUCUUUUAACUUGUUGAUAAAGGUGACUUUUGCUUUACAUAUUAUUUUUUUGCUUACUCUCAAAAUCUGUUUAUGUCUAAUGAUGUGUAUUUUCUAAAGCAUGCCUCCCGAGGAAGGCUGGGCGGGCGUUAUCAUGGCGGUGUGAGGAAGAGCACUGGGACUGAGUUAGGAGACCUGGGUUGUAAUUCUGGCUCUGUGGCCAGAAUGACUUGUUGAACCUUGGGAAAAUGAUUUAUCUUUUCUGAGCCUCUGUUGUCCCAUUUGCAAAAGGGGAGUGUUGGGUUGAAUCAUCUCCAAUGCUGUUUUUAGAUCUAACAAUUCUGUUUUUCCAGGAGGCUCAGCUGGCAGCCAAAGCUGUAGCAUCCAGAAGGCAGCUUGGCCUGGGGCAGGUGGUGGGUUGCCAGUGGAGCCAAAUGGCUGGCCUCUUCCCUGAGGGCAGGUUGUCUUCCCGGUCAAGAAUGGCACUUAGAGAUUUGGAGAAAAGUGGUAUAUCAAGGAACAAUGACAUAGACUUAAAAGAAAUUAUAUUUGUCAUCCAGAGUCAAAGUAAUUCUUUUCAUGCAAAGAGAGCAGAGCAAUUAAAAAAAAGCAUCUUGAAACAGGCUGCAGAUCUUACACAGGAGCUCCCCAGUGUCCUCCUCCUUCAUCAGCUAGCUAAACAAGAAGGUGCAUGGACCAUACUUCCAUUAUUACCGCACUUUUCGGUAACAUAUAGCAGAAAUUCAUCAUGGAUUUUCUUCUGUGAAGAAGAGACAAGAAUACAGGUUCUAAAACUCUUGGAAACUCUCAGAAGAUAUGACUCCUCUAAGGAAUGGUUUUUAGGAAAAGCAUUACAUGAUGAAGAAUCUACAAUAAUUCACCAUUAUGCCUUUUCCGAGAAUCCUACAGUUUUUAAGUAUCCAGACUUUGCUGCAGGCUGGGCCUUAAGUAUUCCACUUGUAAACAAGCUUACCAAGAGACUAAAGAGUGAAUCCCUGAAAUCCGACUUUACAAUAGAUUUAAAACAUGAGAUUGCCCUCUACAUCUGGGACAAAGGCAGAGGACCUCCCCUGACCCCAGUGCCCGAGUUUUGUACCAAUGGUGUGGACCCCUACUGUGCUACCACAUUCCAUUCUUUUCUACCACUUUGUGGAAAGCCAGUGAAGAAGAAGGAUAUUUUUGUUGCAGUAAAAACAUGCAAGAAAUUUCAUGGUGACAGAAUACCUAUUGUUAAACAGACUUGGGAGAGCCAGACAAGUCUUAUUGAAUACUACAGUGACUAUACGGAAAGUUCCAUCCCUACUGUGGAUUUGGGAAUUCCUAACACAGAGAGAGGUCAUUGCGGAAAGACAUUUGCCAUUUUGGAAAGAUUUCUGAAUCGUAGCCAGGACAAAACAGCAUGGUUAGUCAUUGUGGAUGAUGAUACGUUAAUAAGUAUCUCCAGGCUCCAGCACCUGCUUAGCUGUUAUGACUCCAGCGAGCCUGUGUUUCUGGGAGAGCGCUAUGGCUACGGCCUGGGCACUGGUGGCUACAGCUACGUCACGGGAGGAGGAGGAAUGGUCUUCAGCAGAGAAGCCAUCAGGAGACUUCUUGCCAGUAAAUGUCGGUGCUACAGCAACGAUGCUCCCGACGAUAUGGUCCUGGGAAUGUGCUUUAGUGGCCUGGGAAUCCCUGUGACUCACAGCCCUCUCUUCCAUCAGGCUCGGCCAGUGGAUUACCCUAAGGACUACCUUUCUCAUCAGGUUCCCAUAUCAUUCCACAAACACUGGAACAUCGAUCCAGUGAAGGUGUAUUUUACAUGGUUGGCACCCAGUGAGGAACACAAAACCGGGCAGGAGACACAGAAAGGUUUGAGAGAGGAGUUAUAAAGCAGGGUGGCCUAUGGGCAUAGCCUGCGCAGGGAACAGAGUAGAGACUGGCCUCGCCCUGCUGUGCUGUGCUCACAACACUUCUGUCUGCCACAUGGCAUUGGAUGCUUCCUGACUUUAGGGCGAUAUUUUGUGUAUGGUAUUUUUUGACAGAGGAAGAAAAGGGGUCAUAGGAGAAUCAUUGUUUCUGGGAAAUAAUCACUUGCUUUUGACUUACACAGUUGUUGUAACGUGUAGUGAUGACUGUGUAUUCUCCAAGCUGUGAUACAGCAGUUUUAUUAUUGUCACAGGAAAAUAAGUGGUACCAGAAGUCCCUUUCCUGUUCUCUCUCUCCAUUAUAAUGGAAAUUUCAGUUGAGCAUGAGCCUGGAGAGAUGUGACUGUCUGCAGUUCUAUUUGUAUAUAUAAAAAGAAGAAAGUCUUUUGACAUGGAUAUUACAAUGGUAUGAACUUUUAAAUCAUAUUAUUGAUGAUGAAAAUUAUUUCCUGGGAACUCAGUAGGAAUAAUGCUGUAUUAAGGAAUAAUACUGUACAUAAGACAUCAUGAAAGUCUAGAUAUGAAAUCCCCUGAAGUCUGUAAUCAUGGUGGUUAUGUUUUAUCUAUUCUUUUGCUGUUUGUGCCUCAUAAAAAGAGAAUGAGGCCUUCUGCUAGAGCUUCCUAUUGCUUUAGAAGUUCGUCUGUGUUCUAUGUCUCCCUGAAGCCCUAUCUUUAUGGCCUACUUGUAACAUGAAAGUGUAGUGGAUGCUGCCAGGAAAUAGUGUCCUCAACAAUGGUGACGUGUUUAAGUCAGCCAGCUCUAUGUGAGUCUCAGGAAGUGAAUUAAAUUUGGACCUUAUGUUUUACUCUUUUUUUUUUUUUUUUUUUUUUAAUAUUACUUAAUGACUCUCCUGACUCAGAAGAGAAACCCUUUAUGGAAGGACGACAUGGUAUCUGGCAAUUUCUCUGGGUUUCCAAAAAAUGACAUUUGAACACAGUAUUUUGAAACAGCUCUAGUUUUCAAAUUGUAUCUUUAAUAUAUAGUAAUUUAACAUAUUGAGUAUUAUUGUAUAAAAAGCACUCUGUUUCAAAUUAUCCAGUUCAGUUUUUGUAAAGGUAUUUGCAUAAAAUUUGAUUUAAUAUGUCUUAAACUAAUUUUGGUACAGUAAAGUACUUCUUUUUUUUUCUUUUUAAUAAAAACUGUUACUUGUUAACUUUGCUUAUAAUGCUUUUUAUAGCCAAGCACAAAGUUUAAAGCCAUACCACCAAAAGUACCUGUGUGUUAAUAUGUUUUUCUUGUAGCAUAGAUUUGACUCAUUUGUAAAAUGAUGUAAUAGUACUUACCAUUUUUCCAAAUUAGCAAGUACCAGAUCUAGUGUGUUGCAGUGAUAACACAAUGCAUUGGAUUCAGUUUUGUGAAAAUGGAUUAUGUGGCCCGUCCAAGGAAUGUAUCAGGGAUGACCAGCUGAUGAGAGGCUCCACAAGGAUUUCUAGAUCGCAUCAAACUUCUACUGAUGGCCUCAAGCUUUGUCAUUGUAACUGAGAUUGUUGUCAUUGCUAACAUGGUAGUCACCUUCAUGUCAUCUAUAAUAAUACUUCUGGAGAGCCUGGCUGCCUGUACCAGUGGAAAAGAGUCUCCAGUUCUUCUGCUCUGGCCUACUAAGUGUUACCACUGAGAGAACAGCAUGUUCAUUUGAAAGGAUUGAAGCUGGCAUUCACAAAUGAAGAUCUGUGUCAAGCUUUCUUCUGUGGUCUGAUCAGUGCCUUCUACUGAUACCGGGGCACCUCCUCUGGUACGUUUAAGUGUUUUGUUAAUUAUGUUUACUUUUUGGAACUGUGUAAAUCUAACCACAAAUAAAAGAUCUUUGUGUAAGUUU
Molecule: messenger RNA, 5352 nt
Organism: Sapajus apella (tufted capuchin)
Lineage: Eukaryota; Metazoa; Chordata; Mammalia; Primates; Cebidae
Gene: B3GLCT
Product: beta 3-glucosyltransferase
Exons: 14
Coding region: 1949-3499 (516 amino acids)
Cellular component (GO): membrane
Molecular function (GO): acetylglucosaminyltransferase activity
Source: RefSeq, a predicted model, not a curated record